Phanerochaete carnosa HHB-10118-sp is the source of this 513-nucleotide messenger RNA. RefSeq lists its product as uncharacterized. The record is from RefSeq and is a predicted model, not a curated record. Lineage: Eukaryota; Fungi; Basidiomycota; Agaricomycetes; Polyporales; Phanerochaetaceae. The coding region runs from base 1 to 513 and encodes 170 amino acids. The transcript is spliced from 2 exons.
AUGCAGCUUCGCCACAUACCCACAGUGGGCGGUUCUUCCCUUCCGUUGUUUUCUUACAAGGGCGCGUACGACCUCUUACUUGAUGCUAAGAGCGUUCUGCAACUAUCGUUCUUUCAGCACAAGGGCAAGACGUUCAAGAUUCCUUUCACGGACCGCUGGAUUGUCGUGGUCACUGGCAAGAAACUUGUUGACGAAUUGCAAAGGCUGCCGGAUGACGCGGUCUCCUUCAUCGACGCCGCUGGCGAGGUACGUUCUUGCCUCGCUCUUAAUCGCAACGCUCGAAGCUCUGACAUUUACAUAGCUCACGGGCCUUAUAUACAUAUUUGGCCAUCGUAUCCACGAGGAUCCCUUUCAUGUCACUAUAAUUCGGACCCAGCUUACAAAGCACCUUUCGCCCGUUUUUGUCGACCUUUACGACGAGAUAGCUGCAGCAUUCGGGGAGCUUGUACCCGGACAUGGCAAAGGUUGAACUCCUCGUACUUUCCAUAUCAAUGUGUUGCUAAUACUUUAUAA